UCGCCUCAUUCAAAACAUCACCUUCACUCAUGGAUUAUGUCUUCUCAAAUGUUGGUCAGCAGUCAGUCAUACGAUGACGCGAGCGCAAGAGAAUAUUCUACCGUUUACUUCUAAUGGAUCUCAUUUUUCAUACAUGCCAAUGGGCGAACAUGCACCCAGACCACCGCCUCCAACAUUCCAAGCCUCAGACUUCCAAGCCUCAGCCAACAAAAAGUCCUCUUUCGACUUUCUAAGCCGCGUUGAGCAAAAGCUUGCACAAUACAAUGCAUCUGAAAGCAUCUUGAAACGUUGGCUGUUCGAAAUCCUCAGCGUCGUCACAAGCGCGGCCUGUAUGGGGGCGAUUAUUGGAAUACUUUGCUAUAUCGAUGACCGGUCCCUUAACAAAUGGCCCUCGGGCCUAACCAUUAUCACGGUUCUUUCUAAAAUUGCAUCAGCAGCACUAAUUCUGCCAAUAUCCGAGGCUAUCGGGCAACUCAAAUGGACCUGGUUCAAUGGCAAGAAAUCUAGAGACGCUUUCGAUUUUGAAAUCUUCGACAAAGCAUCGCGCGGAGCAUGGGGUUCAUUCAUGCUCUUAUGCCGCACGAAGGGCAAAUCCCUCGCUGCAUUGGGAGCUCUCUUAACAGUAUUUUUAUUGGCAAUUGAUACAUUUUUCCAACAAGUAACUGAUCUACCGGAACGCUGGAUAGUACAAGGGGAAAGCUCUAUUCCCCGCAGCAUUCGUUAUGAGCCAAGAGUCGAUGGCCAGUUCGAUAGCACUUGGGAUACCACAGAGGUGGCUCAACUGAACCCUGACCUACGGAGAGCAAUGUAUCCGUUUUUCUACGACAAUGGAACCCAACCAACAGUGGUUGGUAAUACCACCCAAGCUGAAAUACCACUGGUAUGUCCUACUAGUAGGUGCGAAUGGCCAUCCUACGAAACUUUGGCUGUGUGCAGUGCUUGUGAAGAUGUGUCACACAUGCUCGAGUAUGCCUGCCUCAGAAUGAAAAUGGAUUGGAUAAGAAACUCUACUGGUCCUGGUACUGACAGUACAUGGCCAAAUGGGACCGCUUGUGGUUAUUUCUUGAACGCUACCAGUAACAACCCUGUUCUCAUGUCCGGCUUCCGACUGGAAAAUGGCACAAUAGGAGAGACGCUUCUUAUGCGCACCCUGCCGCUUGCUACGAAUCCUGAUAUGAAGCCACUUUAUGGAGGAUCUAUCAACUUCAAACACAUCCAGUAUCCCAUUCUCGAUGCACUGAUCGUCAGUUCUCUUAACGGCUCGGUUGAUAAUGUUUACAACAAGAAGCUUCCUGUUGCCCAAGAAUGCGUGUUUUCAUUUUGCGUCAAGACACUCCACUCUUCAUACGACUCAGGUGGUUACCGGGAGGAUCUGGAGAAAACUUUCUUCAAUUCGACAUCUACAACGUGGCCAUGGGAUGUUGAAUACGCAGACGACAUGGGUGGAACUCUGAUAGAUUUUAAAUCGGAUAUCCACAUACUUCCACCGGCUCCAAAUGGAACAAGUAACGACUUCGGUAUCAAAAAUACAACAUUCGUAGACUUCGUCUCUGUUCUUGAAGAGAUGUUCCCCUCGAUGAUUACGGUACUCAAUGCGACAGCACCGCCAUUUAUCAAAAUCAGAACCAGCUUCACGACACAGGUCAUGUAUCGUUCAGUUAGCUAUAGUCCAUGGCUUUCACCUAAUAACAUCACUCGCCAUAUACAAAGGAUGGCGCAAGCUAUGACAAACGUAAUGAGGUCGGACGCACAUAGUAAUAAGCUUAUUAUAGGUACAGCCUUUGCACGAGAAACGUAUAUUGCAGUUCACUGGCCGUGGAUGACAUUUCCUUUACUUAUGCUGCUAUUAAGCAUUGUAUUUCUAGUCGCCACAAUGUACAAGACUUCGAGGGACAACGAGAUUGGUGUAUGGAAAACCUCGGCGAUGCCAACGCUGAUGUACGGCCUACCAAAACAUACACAGAAUGACAUUAUGUCGAGUGCUGUAUCGAGAGGGAUAUAUCGUAGAGGCUCCAGAAGAGUACGGAUCAGGUUGCUUCCAAAACAAGGCUGGAGGGUAUCUGGUCAAAUGAUCGCGAGGCCAGCGCCUCCGCCUGGUUUCUUUUAAUGCACAUACAUGAAAAAUAUAUAUAAUAGACGAUUUACGA
Molecule: messenger RNA, 2147 nt
Organism: Bipolaris maydis ATCC 48331
Lineage: Eukaryota; Fungi; Ascomycota; Dothideomycetes; Pleosporales; Pleosporaceae
Source: RefSeq, a predicted model, not a curated record